Molecule: messenger RNA, 2687 nt
Organism: Ascoidea rubescens DSM 1968
Lineage: Eukaryota; Fungi; Ascomycota; Saccharomycetes; Ascoideales; Ascoideaceae
Gene: CSR1
Product: Csr1p
Exons: 2
Coding region: 223-2595 (790 amino acids)
Source: RefSeq, a predicted model, not a curated record
UCUUUAAUCUCUUCCUUCUCAUCAACGCUGUUGAUUUCUUCUGUUCUUCUCUCGCCUUCCAAUUGUUGAUCCCACAUACCCAAUACUCGCAUCCUAACUUCCCUUAAUCGCUAUUUUCAACUCUAAUAUCGUCCUUUCUUUUCGCCCCAUUUCAGUUCUCUUCUUUUGUUAUUACUCUUUCUGCCUACCACUACACUCUCUUUUCUCCCUAUAUAUCUCCCAAUGACAACCACUAAAAUCGAUCCAUCUAAUCCCCCUUUUCCUGCUUCCCCUGGAAGAGUCCAGACCUUGUCUGAAGACCAGGAAAUUCUAUUGAAAAAACUCUGGAUUGAAUUGCUCAACAUUUGGGAAAUUCCAAUUAACGACAAUAAUGCCAAUCUUAAAAAUACCAAUACUAAUAACAACAUCAAUUUAAUCUCUUCCUCAAAAUCUAUCUACCAAAAAAAUCUACAAAAAAAUAUUAUCAAUAAUCAAUCUCAAAAUAUCUUCACAAAUAACAUUCCACAAAAUUCAAUGGCCAAUAACCCUCCUCCUACCACUUCCACUACUCCUACUACUCCUACUACUCCUACUACUCCUAACAAUAUUACGAUUACCACUAAUGACAAUAAUGACAAUAAUGACAAUAAUGACAAUAACGACAAUACUAAUAACAAUAACCAAAAAAUAUUGCCCAUCAUAAACUCUCCUCCCUCAACAAGAUCAAAUACUCUCAUCCUACCAAACGUCCCUUCCUCUCCUUCAGCUCCCAUCACAAUCCCUCCUCACUCUGCUUCAACUGCUUCUGUGGUCUCAACAAUCAACGGCUCUAGUAUUUCAAAUAAAACAAAUAAUAGCCCUCACUCAUUAUACUCUGUAAAUCAAAACUCAAAUAACAUCACUCCAAGGAAAAAAAAAUUCAAUCUCUUGAAAAAAAACCUUAAAAGAGCUAAAUCAAUCAAACUAAUUUCACUUAAAAAUAAAAAAAAUAACCAAAAUAACCAAAAUAACGCAAGUCAUCUAGAUCCAAAUUUAACCGAGAAAUCAGAUAAAAAUCUUAAAAGCGUUAAAAGUGAUAAAAGCUCCAAAAGCGUAAACUCAAACAAAAAGAAAAAAAACCCCAGCUUUUUAUCAAAAUCUUUUUCAAAAUUGUCUUUAGUCUCUUCCAAUGAAAAUCGUCACCAUCUUCUUCAUAAAAGCACAACUAACAAUAGCAGAAAUUAUAAUAAUAACAAUAAUAAUAAUAAUAAUAAUAAUAAUAAUAAUAAUAAUAACGAAAAAUCAUCCUGCCCAAACUCAAUUCAAAACUCCUCUCCUCAAAAAGUCUCAAAUUUAAGAAUAUCCUAUAUAAAUCAUCAAAAAACGGUUACUCCACCAUUACCAAACCACUCUCUUGUCCCCUCUAAAAAAGAUCCAACUAAAAAAGAUCUUAAUAAAAAUGAAAAUGAAAAUGAAAUUCGAAAUGGAAAAGAAUCACUGCAAAACAAUAUUAUAGAAACACCCGAUCAAUUGCCAGAAAAUAAACAGUUAAUUAGAAAUCAAAUUGUUAAAACAAAAACUUUUUCUUCCUUCUCAACGAUAAAUUCGGAUGAUGACUCUGACUUGGAUGACUAUCAAGAUGCCUUAUCAAAAUUACCAACGAAUCCAAUGAUCGAAGCAAAAUACUCAAGACAAUUAACUCAACAAUCUUUACAAGAUUUUUCCUCAAAUGCCUUAUUUAAAGAUUUUUGGUCCUUUUUAAGAGUAGAUUUGCCUGAUAAUCUAGUACUAAGAUUCUUAAGAGCAAGAAAAUGGGAUGUCGAAAGAUGUAUUGCAAUGUUAUCUGACACAAUUCACUGGAGAAUAAAAGAAGCAGAGGUUGAACAGAUUAUGUUUGAAGGUGAAUUAGGCCCAUACAAAGCCGGUGAAAAGGGUUUUAUGAAAAAUUAUGAAUUAUCAAAGGCGUAUUUUAGAGGUCAUGAUAAAGCCGGCAGAAUCAUUGUCGUUGUUAGACCAAAACUACACCAUAGCUCUGAUCAGAACGAGAAAGAAAUGGAAAAGUAUACAAUUCAUGUCAUUGAAACCGCAAGAUUACUAUUACAAGAGCCAACUGAUUCCGCUAGUAUUAUUUUUGAUUUAACCGAUUUUUCAAUGAGUAAUAUGGAUUAUGCACCAGUGAAAUUCAUGAUUAAAGUCUUUGAAGCUCAUUAUCCUGAAUGUUUAGGAGUAUUAUUAAUCCAUAAGGCACCAUGGAUUUUUGGAGGAAUUUGGAGUAUCGUUAAAAGGUGGCUUGAUCCAGUUGUAGCAAGCAAGAUUAAUUUUACAAGAACUACUAAUGAUUUAAGAAAGUUUAUUGAUGAGAAUAAUAUACCAAAAUAUUUAGGAGGUAAAGAUGAUUAUAUAUUGAAGUAUGAAAAACCCAAGGAUAAUGAGAAUGAUUUAUUAAAAGAUGAGACAAUGAGAAAAUUAAUUCAAGCUGAGAGAAAGGAAAUUAUCGAGAGAUUUGUCGAAGCUACUGUUAAUUGGAUCAAAGCACAGGACAAGGGAGAAAGUUUCAAAUAUCUUCAAGAAAAGAUUCAAAUUGGGUAUGAAUUAGCUAACAAUUAUGUUAGAUUGGAUCCGUAUAUUCGGGUGUAAGAAGGUUAAAAUUGAAAAUGAGGAAAGUACAGGAGUUGAGAUAAAACAGAAUAAAUUGGAGUAAAUUGGAGUAAAUUGGAGUAAAUUGGAGU